AUGAAGUACAUCGUGAGACUUCUCCUAGUUGUGGCAGCAUGUGCUCAACAAACGCAGCAUGGGAUAUCAGACACCUCCUUCUAUGGACAAAGCCCACAGGUCUACCCGUCUCCCCAGACCAAAGGACUAGAUGCCUGGGGUCCCGCUCAUGCGAAGGCGGUAAGGCUCGUGCGCCAGUUCACACUAGAAGAAAAGAUACACAUUACGUACGGACCUCCUGCGGCUAUAGAUGGUUGCGCGGGAACCAUUCCGGCUAUUAAGCGCGUCGGAUUUCCUGGCCUUUGCCUGGCGGAUGCAGGGAAUGGAGUUCGAUCAACAGACCUCGUCAACGCCUACGCUUCCGGCAUAAGUGUAGCAGCAAGUUGGAACAAAAAGUUGGCCAAGAAACGAGCGCUCUUCAUGUUCAACGAGUUCAAAACGAAGGGUGUGAACGUUGCUUUGGCCCCAGCUGUUGGCGCUCUAGGACGAGUCGUCAAGGGCGGCAGAUUCUGGGAGGGCCUCUCUGCUGAUCCAUACCUCGCGGGGCAACUAGCUUCGGAGACGAUCAAAGGGGCGGUGGAAGUUGGAGUGCAGACCACAACCAAGCACUACAUUGCGAAUGAGCAGGAGACAAAUAGAAGCCCAGAGGGCGACGUGGCUUCGGUGUCAUCCAAUGUGGACGACAAGUCUAUGCACGAACUCUAUCUCUGGCCUUUCCAGGAUGCUGUCAAGGCUGGCACUACGGGAGUCAUGUGCAGCUACAACCGCGUAAACAACUCGUAUGCCUGUGGUAACAGCAAGAUCCUCAAUGGAUUGCUCAAGACUGAGCUUGGCUUCCAGGGAUUUGUCCUGACAGACUGGGGCGCACAGCCCAGCGGUGUCAACUCGGUUCUGGCUGGGUUGGACAUGGCGAUGCCUACCACCCACUACAUGGGAGUCUCCAACUUUACUGAAGCAAUCAAUAACGGAUCCGUGCCCCUAAGCAGGUUGGACGACAUGGUCACACGCAUCGUUGCGGCCUGGUUCUUCAUGCGUCAAGACAAGGACUUCCCUUUGCCGGGUAUCGGCAUGCCCCUGAAUGCCUCCAUGCCGCAUAGACGAGUGAAUGCAAGAGACCCUGUUGCAAAAAGUACAAUUCUAGCUAGCGCUGUGGAGGGCCACGUCCUGGUCAAGAACCUCAACAACGCGCUGCCCCUGCGGAAGUCGCUGGAGGUGGCAGUCUUCGGCUACGACGCCCACGUCCCUCGAAUGUACGGUACCUCUGGGAUCGCCACGGGCUGGCGCGUUGGGUUCAGCUCCGCAGACGUGUCGCAGGUUCUCUCCAAAUUCAUGGGUACUUUUGUGCCCCCUUUUCAGAGAAUCGCAUCGUUUGGGACAAUCAUCAGCGGUGGCGGCUCGGGGGCCAAUGCUGCGCCGUACAUCUCCAGUCCGUUUGACGCCCUCAGUCAGCGAGCCUGGGAAGACGACACUAAUAUCUCCUGGGACUUUGAACAGCAGAACCCUACUGUAGCUGCCGAAAUCGACGCGUGCCUUGUCUUCAUCAACUCGUUUGCGUCGGAAGCCUUCGAUCGACCGCAGCUCUAUGAUGAAGGUUCCAACAAGCUGGUCCUCAACGUUGCCAGAAAAUGCAGCAAUACCGUCGUGGUGAUUCACAGCGCCGGUCCAACGCUGGUCGAGCCCUUUGCUGACCACCCCAACGUGUCUGCGAUCAUCUAUGCACACCUCCCAGGCCAGGAUUCUGGGCGUGCUCUGGUGUCUCUGCUUUAUGGCGAUGAGAACUUUAGCGGGAGACUGCCAUAUACUGUCGCCAAGAAUGAGUCUGAUUAUGGGCAUAUGCUAGAUCCAGCUCAGCCUAGCGGUGCCCACAAGCUCUAUCCACAGAGCAACUUCACGGAAGGAGUGUACACAGAUUAUCGCUAUUUCGACGCAAACAACAUCGAACCGCGUUACGAGUUUGGGUUUGGCCUCUCGUUUACGACAUUUGGGUACUCAAAUCUGGCCAUCCGCAAGACUUAUGGGAAAAGCCUGUCUCAGUACCCCCAGGGACCCAUCGGAUCUGGGGGACAGAGAGAUCUUUGGGACGUGUUGGUCGAGGUCAGCGUUGAAGUGCGCAACACCGGGCGGUACAAGGGGAAGGAGGUGGCACAGCUCUACCUGGAGCGUCCCGACAGGUCCAAGUGGCUCAGGGGUUUUGAAAAGGUCUUGACAAAUCCCGGCGAGAGGAAGAGGGUAACCUUUCCCUUGACGAGACGGGACUUGAGCGAGUGGGACUCUGCUGCACAGAAUUGGAAGUUGUUACGCGGCCCUGUCAAGUUGUCUGUCGGUGCUAGCUCCAGGAAGCUGCUUCUACACAGCACUCUCAAGCUGUGA
Messenger RNA from Fusarium falciforme, 2349 nucleotides. Its product is annotated as Beta-glucosidase. The transcript is spliced from 9 exons. Gene Ontology annotation, biological process: glucan catabolic process. Gene Ontology annotation, molecular function: beta-glucosidase activity. The coding region runs from base 1 to 2349 and encodes 782 amino acids. The record is from RefSeq and is a predicted model, not a curated record. NCBI's taxonomy places the organism in Eukaryota, Fungi, Ascomycota, Sordariomycetes, Hypocreales, Nectriaceae.